Punctularia strigosozonata HHB-11173 SS5 is the source of this 447-nucleotide messenger RNA. RefSeq lists its product as uncharacterized. The record is from RefSeq and is a predicted model, not a curated record. The transcript is spliced from 2 exons. NCBI's taxonomy places the organism in Eukaryota, Fungi, Basidiomycota, Agaricomycetes, Corticiales, Punctulariaceae. The annotation marks the transcript as partial.
AUGACCAACGAUGGACGCACCUAUUCGAGUCUCAACGAGACGAACUACGCCGAAUGGUGUAUGUUCACCGAGGCGAACCUGACCCGCAAGGGCCCAUGGGAAUACGCCAACGGCGACGAGCCCAUACCGAUAGAUAGCGCGAACUCGAAGGCCGUCCACCAGACCGAAGGCUUCGCCUCCUGCCUCGCUCUGCGCCGGCACUUCUGGGGGAUGACGAAGAAACCCGACCAGAUCAUCGCCAACUGGAUCGCCGACGUCCGCUCCAUCGCCUUCCGCCUCGAGGAAGCCAGAGCCAAUGUUGACGAUGAAGACAUCAUCCUGGUCCUCACCAUGGGUCUCCCUGCCUCCUACCAGUCCUUCAUUUGCUCCCUCGACGCCACCGACGCUUCCCACCUUACCCUCUCGUACGUCAUCGACCAUCUCCUCAACGAGGAAACCCGCCAGACC